AUGUCUAUUAAUUUACAUGAUAUCAUUAAAAAAUGGAAUACCGAAAAAUUAAUAGGAUUCUUGAGAAAUCAAGAAUUAAACCUUGAUGACGAAGAUUUUUCGUGUUUAAGAAGUCAAAAAAUUUCGGGUGAAAAACUUAUUCCUGUUCUUAAAGAUGUAAAAAAUUCGAAGUGGCUAUACUCCAGAUAUUUCUAUGCCUUUCCUUUCAACCAAUGGUCACUUGAACAUUAUGAAAAUUGGAUUCUGAAUAAUUACACAACUUCAAAAAAAGAGGAAGAUUCUAAAACUUUAGAAGAGAUAAGAGAAUUCGUAUCAAAAUUAGACAGAAAGUCAAAUUUUGUAUGUAACGAUUUUAUCGAUGAUGAAUAUACCGGAUAUGAAGCAAUGCUAGAAGGCAACAUUUCAACAUUUCUUGAUAUGAUUUUGAAUUAUUAUAAGGCAAAAUCUCUUAGAGAGUUUAGGGGAUAUAAUGAAGUAGCGUUCCAGACCGCAGUCGAAUUACUACUUCCCACAAACAUUGUAAAUGGAAACGGUUUAAAUUCAAGCAUAAUAUUGGAACUAAAGUGUAUAUCGUUGGUAGGUCUUCUGAGUGGAGAAGAAGGAAGAUGGAUUGAUAAUCCAGGUUAUAAAUCGUUAAUGGCAUUAGAUGCAAAACUUGAAAAAGAAACCGAAAAUGAACUAUUAAAAAGAAUUUAUUUUUAUUGGUGUAAAGAGAAAAAGAAAUGUGAACGAGUAAACGGAUCGGGAGUUUGUGAUGAUAAAAUUAAAAUAGAGAAAGGCGAGGGAUUUUUGGGAGGUUUUCUUUUGGUCUCGAUUGCUGUAUCAACAAAUUAA
Messenger RNA from Entrophospora sp. SA101, 834 nucleotides. Lineage: Eukaryota; Fungi; Glomeromycota; Glomeromycetes; Entrophosporales; Entrophosporaceae. The record is from the annotation of a GenBank genome assembly.